GUAGAACGUUCAAUAAGUUCAGUAAAACGCCGUCUUUCAUUUGUAUUCACUUUGAUUUCAGAUUGCGAUCGUUACUGCAUGCUACCAUUUUCACAAAGCUAUGGAUCAUCAAACUGCGUUCUACAUAGAGAACAUUCAACAUGACAAUAUUGUCAACCGUGGACUAACCACUGGGAUUUUUGGGGACUCACCUGUAUCUUUAAAGAUGCAGGUUGAGACUGGUCAGUCUCCAGUCUCCAUUCACAGUGGUUUCAUUGAGAUCAGUCAUCAUGCCCCUCAGACUGGAUCUGAGGCAGACUUGGUUUCUCCACAUAUGGACGAAGCCAGUCUUCAGUCCUCUGGUGAAUCAGGCACAAACAUGCCAGAAUUCAUCCACGACCAGUCCAGAAGGGAUCAGUUCAUCCAAGGAACUAAGAGUCCCAUUCAGGUGUACUCUGUUAACCCAAAGGUCAACUCCUUCCCCAUGGACAGUGAGUCAUUUGCUGCGGUCCAAAACCUGGCGAAUGACAACUUUUUCAGCAGCCUCACUGGUUCCAUCAAGAGGCUUGCUGUAGUGCAGCAUUUCUUCAUGGCUUGUCAGCGCUUGAGGAACCUCCGUAAUGGAUGUGCAAGUUUGAGAGUCCCCAUCACCAGCCGUCAGCUUGCCAGGGCUGCAGUCUCCACCGGCAUUCAAAGUUGUGGCCACAUCAAGCAGACAGGCACCUCAGGAUGUGCUGACCUGACCACAGCCAUUGAUGCCAUGGAGACUGUCAUGGAACGGAUGGUCCUGAAUCUAGAUGAUGCUGCCACCAUCAGGGUGAAGAUGGAGCAACUGCUGGCUAGUGGAGCUUUGAGGCCACUGACAGAGAUGUUUGUGAAUCGCCUUCGGCACAUCCUUUCACAGUAUGACUCAGCUGAGUCUGCUCAAAAGCCUUGCACGCCAAUGUUGGGAUCCACUUUCCUUCAAGAGAAGUAUGUUUAUGCCAUAGUUGAGAGGACUUUGAAGCCUUUCCUUGGCCGGCUAAUGGAUGGCAUCCUGGCACAGUUAAAUGAAGCUUCUGAGGAGGGCACACCUUCUUCAACACCUAGAUCUCAUGCUGACCUUCAUGGGGGUGACUUCAGUCUUUUGACCACUAUGAUGACUCAAGAGAUCAUGAACAAAUUGUCUGGCACAAUUUGUGCAUCUGUGGAGAACUGCAAAGCCACUGCCUGCACAGAGGGAGAAGACACACCCACUGUGAGUGCUGAGGGAACCCAUUACCAUUCCCUGGUCAGUACAGUGUUGGUCCAGGUAAUGAGAAGGAUUGAACCCACCAGUGAGGACAUGGCUGACUUCACAGCCUUCCACAGCGACCUCACUGAAAGGAUCCUCUCAGGGUUUUGCUCUGCAUCAGGCCUUUCGGGAUACGAGGCUUAUCCAGCUGUCAGGAUUCAGAAGCUGUGCGAUAAUGUCUACAUGGAACUUCUAAAGAACUUUCGCACCAAAGCCAUGCUUCAUGGGCUUCUGGUUUAUCGGCAGCCUGUGCUGGGCACAGUCCUGACCAAGUCCUUGGUGAGGGAGCUUCUCCAGAUGAGCCAGGAGGAAAUGGAUAUUAAGGGGCCACAAGGAAGCCAGAGCUUCAGCUUCCUCCACAGACUUCAACCCAGUGGAACACUUCUGGAAGCCUUCAAGUCCCUCAUCAUCAAGGAUGCCCGGUGUGCGAGCAAAGUUCACCCCAUGUCAUCAGAAGUCACGGAUGCUGUCACCUCCUGUUGUAAAAAUGAGGGUCAGACACCAGAGGAAAUUCCCACUGCAUCCUCCGCAUAUGCCCAAAUGUUUUCUUAAAGAUGCUAAAGACCAUCUCCACAGUCUUGAACAAGUCCCGUGGGACUCUCAAUUCAGCAUACACUUCAACAUAGAAA
Molecule: messenger RNA, 1881 nt
Organism: Alosa alosa (allis shad)
Lineage: Eukaryota; Metazoa; Chordata; Actinopteri; Clupeiformes; Clupeidae
Exons: 8
Coding region: 101-1804 (567 amino acids)
Source: RefSeq, a predicted model, not a curated record